AGCUAUCAGUAGUAUAAAUUGCUCAAGGCAGAUCAGAUCGAAGGAAGCGUACAGCAUCGAUCAAUCCAUUAGUAGUUUAGUUUAUUUAACCUUAACAGAUUAGAGUCAAAGUAGUGCGAUGGCAUCACUUAAGUUAGUGUGUAGUGUACUGUGCGUGUUGGUCGCCGUUCAGACAGCUUCCACCGACGAUGGCACAGUGCGUGCCCUGCGAAAAGUGUACUCUCUCUGCGAAGACAGUGACGAACUGCUCAAGUGCAUCAAGGUCCAGGCGCUGAAACUGACGGACCGUGCUAUCAAACUGCCAAGCAUCAAACUGGUAGAUGGUAUGUCGAUCGUGAAGAAGGCCGAAGGUGAAAACCAGCAGCGAGCCCUGAACGAACCCUCGCUAAACGAACUCGAACUGAACAAGCUAUCCUCGGCCAAGAUCGAUGAACUGCUGUACCAACGUGCUGCCCGUUUCAUGGAUUCUCACCAGCUGUCGCUCAACGUGCCACGUAUGCUCGUCUCCGGCCAGCAGGAAACUGGACGUUUGGUCGAGGAAGGUCGCAAGAAGAUGAAGAAGUACCUCGGACCAUUCCUCGCAGCAAUGGCUAUCAAGGGAGGUAUCCUGACCAUGGUGUACCACUCCAUCGCUAUCGUUGCUGGUAAGGCCUUGAUCAUUGGUAAGAUUGCUCUGGUCAUCUCCGCCAUCAUCGGUCUGAAGAAGCUGGUCACCCCAGAAGGACACGAAAAGACCACCUACGAAAUCGUGAAGCACCCACAUGUACAGCAGAGCCAUACCUACUCGUCGAACCAUGGUGAAUUCGACACCCACGAGUCCGGCCAGUUCCAUCGUAGCUUCGGAAACUCCAUCAGCGACGAUAUGCAGAUGCAGGACCGCGCCUACCGAGCCCAUGUCCCAAAGAACUAAACCUCCGUGCUCGCCAAGGCACACACCACCCCGACCCCAAAAAACCCCAAAACCCCCGUGCUCCAAUCGGUCAUUAGGAUUAUCACGAGACGAAACCCCCCUCCUCAAGCCGAGAACAUUAGAAUAGAACAAACCAUCUGAGGAGUCCUUUCCGAGGGACUCCUCGACGUGCGCGCACUUCGAGAUCUCGUCGAUCGAAAUAACCACACUUCAAGAAUGCAGAAGAUAUUGGAAGCUUGCAGCCAGCAAACAGUCCAACGCGGUUGAGCACCCAGAAUGGUGGAUCGCAACCAAGAGAAUAAAUAUCCUCAAUAUGCCACGGUUCGAUCCAUUCCCCCAUUCCGGACGGCUCAGCUGCUUUGUAGUGUUAACUUGUAUUUAUUAUUUAUUGUAAUUGUAAUUAAUUUAUUGACUUAUUUCCAUGGACCAAAGCAGAAUGCAAAAAAGCGAAACCAAAAUUACAGCAAUUAAUCUCUAAGUCUCAGAACCUUUGGAGUUGUACCUUUGUCGAAGAGAAGAGUUCCUCUGAGCGAACGUAAAAAUAAACACUGUGAAAACUGUAAAUUCUUUGUCUAAUAAAGGAAAACCCUGAAUCCAUGCAUGUGAAAGCAUGUUGAACAAUGCAAAUAAAGUACGGUUUAAUUGGUUU
Aedes albopictus (Asian tiger mosquito) is the source of this 1559-nucleotide messenger RNA. RefSeq lists its product as uncharacterized. The coding region runs from base 119 to 910 and encodes 263 amino acids. The transcript has a single exon. Gene Ontology annotation, cellular component: membrane. Lineage: Eukaryota; Metazoa; Arthropoda; Insecta; Diptera; Culicidae. The record is from RefSeq and is a predicted model, not a curated record.